AACGUUGCAGUGAGGGUGGCGCCCUGUGUCCUUGGCCCAGAACACUUCAGUUUGUUGUCUCUAACUCACACUGAGCGUUGCCUGGAGAUCCGGAAAACAUAGUUAUUCAAACCAAGUAUAUGACUGUCCAACUCUUCUCUCUCAGGGUUUGCCAGAAUUGUUUAAGUUGUGAGAAGGUUCCCGAAAUGCCUAAUGAUAUAUUUCUUUGGGGGCCAUGUCUUUUAAUAUCAGUUGCAUUUUCUAUGUGGAUGGCACCCAAAGGUUGGCUGGUUGCGGGGGAAGGCCUGAAGCCUAAAAUGCCUACAGUGUAGGGACUGUGGUGGGGAGACAUUUGAAGAGGCCCCACGUUACCUGUAGAGGUGAAGGCUGAUGUUGGCUAUGCUGGCUAUUUCUGUGGGGUCAGCAGAGGACCAGCGCAUACAGAGUGCAGAUGAUUGCUGGUGUCUUGCCAUGUACAAAUGCCGCUCUUGCGACCGUGAUGUUUUAUUCUCGUGUCCUUUUCGAAAGACCUGCGUUCUUCGAGAGGCCGCCCGCACUCCUGCUAACACGGUGCCCAGGGCUGCGGGCUGCAGCCUGUGCACCGAGGGGCAGCCCUGGGGCCUGAGGGCAGGUGCUGUCUGGGCGCUGUGUCCCGGCCCCAGUCUGCUCUCAGUGCAUAAAUUCACAGAGAAACAUGAGUGGGUAACAACAGAAAAUGGUAUUGGAACAGUGGGAAUCAGCAAUUUUGCACAGCAAGCUUUGGGAGAUGUUGUUUACCGCAGUCUGCCUGAAGUUGGGACAAAAUUGAACAAACAGGAUGAGUUUGGUGCUUUGGGAAGUGUGAAAGCUGCCAGUGAACUCUCUUCUCCUCUAUCAGGAAAAGUAACUGAAAUUAAUGAAGCUUUUGCAGAAAAUCCAGGGCUUGUCAACCAAUCAUUUUAUGAAGAUAGUUGGCUGAUCAAGAUACCACUGAGGAAGCCUGCAGAACUCGAUGAACUAAUGAAGGAAGAAGCAUAUGAGAAAUACAUGAAAUCUACUGAGGAGUGAAAGUGGAACCCCCCUCAAUAAAGUAGUAUGAAACAACAAAAACAGUUGCACUUUUUCUUUU
Molecule: messenger RNA, 1087 nt
Organism: Phyllostomus discolor (pale spear-nosed bat)
Lineage: Eukaryota; Metazoa; Chordata; Mammalia; Chiroptera; Phyllostomidae
Product: glycine cleavage system H protein, mitochondrial-like
Exons: 1
Coding region: 370-1026 (218 amino acids)
Biological process (GO): protein lipoylation; glycine decarboxylation via glycine cleavage system
Cellular component (GO): mitochondrion; glycine cleavage complex; cytoplasm
Source: RefSeq, a predicted model, not a curated record